UGACAAAUAUAUUGACUGACUGGGAAGUUCCUAUAGACGGUCAGGAUUAACGGAAGAGGUCUAUCUCUGGUUAGGCGCUUUGGUGAUGUAGUUCACUUCCCAACCGCAAAUUCGUAUUCUUUAUUUUCCUCGAGCAUUCCAAAGAAAAGAAUAACAUUGCGACUGUUAUAAAAUCCAAAUUGUCCCAUACUUUGUUUCUGGGUUAUUUUUAACGAAGAUCAUGGCAACUGUUCUUGACUCCCAUUUCUUGGCUCUUACCGCCAUUGUCACUGCGGGUUAUCAGUUCUUCUUCUUCAUAAUCACUGCACUUCUUAAGUUUGAUAAAGUUACUGACUUUGCAGGAAGUACGAAUUUUAUUAUACUUGCAGUACUGACUUUAGUUGUGAGAGGAACAUGGCAUUUUAGACAGGUUAUUUUAUCUUUGCUAGUGAUAGUAUGGGGUAUUCGGCUGGCAAUUUUCCUCUUGAUGAGGAUAUUGCAGUGGGGAGAAGAUAGAAGGUUUGAUGAGAUGCGUGAUAAUUUAGGAAAAUUGGCAUUUUUCUGGAUGUUUCAGGCAGUGUGGGUGUGGGCUGUGAGCUUACCUUUGACGGUUGUUAAUGCAAGCGACAAAGAUCCAUCUCUUAAAGCUGCAGAUAUAAUUGGCUGGAUAAUGUGGUCUAUUGGCAUUAUAUCUGAAGCUACAGCUGACCAACAGAAGUUGACAUUUAAAAAUUCUCCAGAAAAUAGAGGGAAGUGGUGCAAUAUUGGCCUCUGGAAGUAUUCUCGUCACCCAAAUUAUUUUGGAGAGUUAUUUCUAUGGUGGGGAAUAUUCAUAGCUUCCACCCCUAUUUUGAAUGGUGCUGAGUGGCUUGUCAUCCUAGGUCCAAUAUUUCUGACUCUGUUGCUUCUUUUUGUUAGUGGCAUACCAUUACUCGAGGUAUCAGCAGAUAAGAAAUUUGGAAACGUGGAUGCCUAUAGGAUGUAUAAAGAGACUACAAGCCCUCUCAUUCCGUUGCCUCCCGUGGUAUAUGGGAAGCUGCCUUCAUGGAUCAAAAAAGUUUUUCUCUUCGAGUUUCCUCUAUACAGUAAAACUCUUCCACAAGGUGAGCUGAGCUGAUCAAACAGCGGAGGAAGUAGGGAAGGAAUGAAGCUUGGUUAAGUGGUUGUUCACGUGGAAUCUACAGCAGCUACACUGGUCUUCUGUAUCUUUUGUUCAUUCUAAACUUAAUACAUCUGCACAUAAACUAAGAGUCACCAUUUAUAGUUGUGUAUUCUUUCCUCCGAAGUAUUUAGUAUACAAGUGAUUGUCUUUGAUGAUAACUUAUGUACAUUGGGUUGUAUCACGAGAAUUUCAAUUCUUCCAGUGGAGCUGGGUUAAUUUAUUUUAAAUAUGUUUAUAGUA
Messenger RNA from Daucus carota subsp. sativus, 1381 nucleotides. RefSeq lists its product as uncharacterized. Lineage: Eukaryota; Viridiplantae; Streptophyta; Magnoliopsida; Apiales; Apiaceae. The coding region runs from base 221 to 1096 and encodes 291 amino acids. The transcript has 10 exons. Gene Ontology annotation, cellular component: membrane. The record is from RefSeq and is a predicted model, not a curated record. Gene Ontology annotation, molecular function: oxidoreductase activity, acting on the CH-CH group of donors. Gene Ontology annotation, biological process: lipid metabolic process.